AUGAAUAUGGAAGAAUUGAGAAUACAGAAGUGGAAGAUCAGUCAAACAAAAAUCCGUGUAAUCUCCACUUUCUUGUUCAUACUGUUUGGAUGUCUAUUAUUUGUGGCUAUCCCUGCUAUGAUAUUUAAACACAUAGAAGGCUGGACAGCUUUGGAGUCUAUCUAUUUUGCAGUGAUCACUUUGACAACGAUUGGAUUUGGUGAUUACGUAGCAGGAGAGAGCCCGGAUAAAGAAUACCUAGACUGGUACAAACCUGCUGUGUGGUUUUGGAUCCUGGUAGGACUUGCCUAUUUUGCUGCUGUUCUCAGUAUGAUUGGAGAUUGGCUUCAUGUUAUAUCAAGAAAAACACAGGAAGAGGUUGGGGAGAUGAGAGCUCAUGCUGCUGAAUGGACAGCCAAUGUCACAGCAGACUUGAAGGAGACACGCAGAAGACUGAGUGUGGAAAUUUAUGACAAGUUUCAAAGAGCUGCAUCCAUCAAAAGGAAGCUGUCCUCAGAGCUGGGUGGACAACAAAUGCAAGAAUUAACUCCGAGCAAGAGAACAUUAUCUGCCAAUCUACCUGAUGGAAAAGAUACCUUGCCCACGUUAUCAAAGAAUGGUGGUCUUUAUCUCAAUGGGUUAAGUUCUCAGUUUGCCAGUGAAGACAUCUCAGUUAUUGAAGACAUCAAACAACAAACAUGA
Hypanus sabinus (Atlantic stingray) is the source of this 681-nucleotide messenger RNA. RefSeq names its product potassium channel subfamily K member 2-like. Bases 1 to 681 code for a protein of 226 amino acids. Gene Ontology annotation, cellular component: membrane. Gene Ontology annotation, molecular function: potassium ion leak channel activity. The record is from RefSeq and is a predicted model, not a curated record. The transcript is spliced from 4 exons. Gene Ontology annotation, biological process: potassium ion transmembrane transport; stabilization of membrane potential. NCBI's taxonomy places the organism in Eukaryota, Metazoa, Chordata, Chondrichthyes, Myliobatiformes, Dasyatidae.